AUGGAUAGAAAGCCUCGUAAACAAACUCGUGGAAGACAAUUUAGCAAUAUAACCAAUGUCAGAAACGAAGAUUCUGUGGAAUCCGUGCAAUCACCUCGACCAUCCGCAAAAUAUCUGGUCGAAUUUCCAACGAGCCAAGGGCCUCGUGAUCGUUCACGUACGCAGGCGGACUGUUCAACUUCCAAUAGGCAUACUUCUCUUGCGACUACUUAUCCAGAUUCCAAGGAGAACGGUGAACCUACCCCCAAGGUACUGUCCAGAUCAGGACUCGAUCGCCGUACUUCACUUCCUGCAUUCGGUAUCGACCCUGGCAGAUCUGAGCCUUCUUAUGGGCAUACUUUAAAGCGAAGCACCGUUGCGAUUUAUGGCUUGGCAACAGAAUUAUUUUCCUCCAGCACAGAGGCUCCAGUGGUCGGCACGAGGGCUCGAACAAGUUCCGGAAAGUCUCCACUUGGUAUGGACCAUGCGAUUCCCGAGUAUCAAUCUACUACGUUCAACCCAUCGCAUCUGGAUUCUGACUUCAGAACAACAACAGAAGAACCGGAAGAUUGGGUCCAGUUUCCUAAAUCUGUUUCUACUCAUACCCUGAAGCCAAAGACCAGGAACUCUUCUAUGCACAAUAACCAAGAUAAAGUAAUCUUUCCUCUCUCCCGUACACCGCAACCCGGUGUGGCAUCCAGUUCUAGACCUCCGACGCUUUCAAGAAGUCAGACGAUUGGAUUUUCAACUGACGCGCGUUGUGAGAGACCCUCCAAUGCGAGAGGAGCUAAUGUCAACCUCAAAUCGCAUUUUCGAUUGAAAAAAGCAGAGAACGCCCGGACAUGUAUCACAUCUUCUCCUCCGACUGACGAAUCGUUGGCGAUUGAUCCAGAAAAUGAAGAAGACUUCAAGCGAGCUGUAGGAAGUCCAAGAUGCGUUCAAGAAAGCUAUGAAGACACUAUACGGCGAGCCCGCAAAAAACGGCUCAUCAUACGAGAGCUAAUCGAGACUGAAAGGCGCUACGUGGCAGUUCUUCAGAAGAUCAAUGAUAAUUACCUCAAACCAAUACAACAAUCUCAAGGAAGAGAGGAUUCGGCUCUUAACUCACAUAGUUCUCGUUAUAGCAUAACUUACAGCCGGGUACCAAGCUUGGCUUCUCCCAUUGUGCCGGCGCCUCCUGGACCGAGUAAUGCUUCGACCUCCAAGGAGAUCCUGCCAGUAUCCAUAACUGCGGAGAUUUUUUCCAAUUUUGGUGCAAUUUUCAUUUUGGCUCGGGAGUUCCUGUCAAUACUCGAGGCAAUUGCCAUCAAGGCCAAUUUAUUCGAUACCGACCUAGACGCCAUACCCUCUCUAAUACCCGGAGAAGAAGAUGAUCACCGUAAGAAAACUGCUGAACAAGACGCAAAGAUAUUAGCCACAGCUGAUGAACUUAUGGUUGGAAAGACUCUGUCACCCCUCUGGGAGUUUUUUAAACUUUACACUGUGUUUACAGCCAACUUUUCCCUUUCACAAUCCAAACUUCAUAUUCAUUCCAAAAAACCCAGUCCUAGUCCUCAAUUCGCAAAACUCCUUUCAGAUUGUAGUCGACGUGGUAUUGAUAAUGGCUUAGGUUUCCCUCAUAUGCUUUUGGAAAUUAUUCAACGGGUUCCUCGUUAUGAAUUAUUAAUCAAAGAUUUGAUCAAGAACUCUUCGGAAAGAUUUGACCCAGAUUAUCAUCAUUUGAUAUCAUCUAGUGAAACGUUAAGUUUUGUGGCUAGAAAAUUAGAAACCGCCAUGAAGGAUCAGGAAGAGAGGACCAAAACAUUAGAAAUUCAACGUUCAAUGGAAGGUCUCAAUUUUUCAUUGGUGACUCCAACUCGUAAGUUGGUUAAAGUUGGAUUACUUCUCAAAUUGGAUCGUAAGGGUGAUCGUCGGAAUCGGAUGUUCUUUCUGUUCAAUGAUUGUUUAAUCUAUGCCGGAUUGUUGAGUUACUAUAGCCAAGAAUCAUUAGAAGGUUGGAUCAAAUGGCUCGGUAUCAGAUCUACUGCUUCAACAUCUUCCAAUUCCUAUCAGUAUAUGAAUCCACUUCAGUCUUCUGCUAGAAAUUAUUCAGGUUUAUUCAGUAAUCUUGGAUAUAGUGAAGAUAACAGAGCACGUCUGAUAUUUUGUCUCAAGAUGGAUCUAAACGACUUGAACGUGGUAGGUACGGGUUAUGGAACGGAAGACGCUGACAGAGCGUUUCAAAUUUUGUCUUCGACAAAGAGCUUUGUUGUAUAUGCUGAAAGUAGUGAUGUGAAGGAAGAGUGGAUCAAGGCUCUACGACAAGCCAAAAAUGACAUGUUAGACAACAGAGGAACUCUAUUCAUAACGGAAGAAAACAGACCUAGCGAUUUUCAAAGACGUCCUCGACUUUCCCAUCCUCAUGUUCAAACCUCUAGUCCUCCACUUCGAGUAGUUUCCUGGGUAUCAUUUGCCUCGAGUGAUGGGACUGGAAGCAGUGCUCCAGCUGAUGGUAGUGAUCUUGGUUUUAGUAGCCCAAUUAAUCGGGGUCAGGGGUUUAACGAUCUAAAGGAUACCGAACGGACGAUCUAUCAAACUCGAAAUCCUACAAAUCUAUCAAGGCUGACAUCCCCUUCCACCCAAAAUUUAAAAUCUUCUGUUAUCUCACUCUUGAACCUCAAAGCUCUUGUAAACCGAAGUAUUUUUACAUCUAGUUCAAGUCAGAAUAUUCAAAACGAUUUUGAAAGAACUGGAUCAAAGCCACAAGAACUUGAAAAUCCUUCAAGACCUCAAAGUACAUUUGAUGAAAGUUUUCAUUUUGUUGCUCAGAAUUAUAGUGCACCAGUUUGGGUACCUGAUAAUAAAGCAAGUAGAUGUAUGGCAUGUCAAGAGAGGUUUAGUCUUUUAAGACGUAGACAUCAUUGUCGAUUAUGUGGUUGUGUGUUUUGUGCACUCUGUUCGUCACGCACCUUUGUCAUUAUGAGUCGUGAGGGCAAUGAUAGAUACGCCCGAGCAUGCGAGGCUUGUUUCAAAUCAGUAUUUUUGAUCCCUCAAAGCUUAGCAACGGUAGAUCAGGAAGCAAACUCUGCAAAAUACUUAUCACCAACUCCAAAUCGCCCACAUGACGAUCUUGAUUUAACUUUUCGUGAACAACGUCAAAGACAAGCCUUUGCAUGUCAUCGACAUCGUCAAAGCCUUCCAAUCGAAUUAGAUUCAAUUGUGAAGGAUCAAUUACGAAAGAUCAGUACAGAUCCACGAUUGUCUUUAUUUUCUUCUACAACUGUUGAAGAGGAUGUUGUAUCGCCAGCCUCAAAGAAGACAAAUCCGCCUGUUCUCGAAACCACUCAAAUUGCAUCAAAUUCGAAUUGUGCUGAUGGGGCGAAAACCAUGGCAGGGAGAGAAUUAAGCAGACUACUUGAAAAGUAA
Molecule: messenger RNA, 3384 nt
Organism: Melampsora larici-populina 98AG31
Lineage: Eukaryota; Fungi; Basidiomycota; Pucciniomycetes; Pucciniales; Melampsoraceae
Exons: 4
Coding region: 1-3384 (1127 amino acids)
Molecular function (GO): metal ion binding; guanyl-nucleotide exchange factor activity
Source: RefSeq, a predicted model, not a curated record